AUGGCCAAAGAAGAGAUUAAAAGCAAAGUAGUUACUUCUACUGAUGUUUUAAGGUACAUUCCAAAUUUGAUUGGAUAUGCCCGUGUUAUUACUGCCAUCAUUUCCUUUUUGACUAUGCCAAGGUAUCCUACCAUGACAGGUUUGGUGUAUGCAGUUUCCUGCUUAUUGGAUGCUGCCGAUGGUACAGCUGCUAGAAGAUACAACCAAGUAAGUCGCUUAGGGGCUGUUUUAGACAUGGUUACAGAUAGAGCCACGACUGCCGGGUUGAUCUGCUUCUUAACCCUCGCUUUCCCAAAUCUAGCAUUUUUCUUACAAGUUUUGUUAGCUUUAGAUAUUUCUAGUCAUUAUAUGCACAUGUAUGCUAGUUUAAGCAGUGGUUCCGGUUCCCAUAAGACCGUCUCAAAAGAGUCAUCCAAAUUAUUAAAUUUGUACUACAGCAGAAGGGAUGUUCUAUUCACUGUCUGCUUUUUCAAUGAAUGUUUCUAUGGUGGUCUAUACUGGUGUGCCUUUGACAACUAUCACACCAUUGGUAAAUGGGUUGUGAUCAUCAGUACACCAUUAUUCCUCUUCAAACAAUUUGCCAAUGUCAUUCAAUUGCAAAGAGCAGCUCUAAUUUUGGCUAAUGCUGAUGCUAAGGAUGCCACUGAAAAAAGUAAGAAGUAA
Messenger RNA from Kazachstania africana CBS 2517, 663 nucleotides. RefSeq names its product CDP-diacylglycerol--inositol 3-phosphatidyltransferase (gene PIS1). Gene Ontology annotation, cellular component: membrane; Golgi apparatus. Gene Ontology annotation, molecular function: CDP-diacylglycerol-inositol 3-phosphatidyltransferase activity. Gene Ontology annotation, biological process: phosphatidylinositol biosynthetic process. NCBI's taxonomy places the organism in Eukaryota, Fungi, Ascomycota, Saccharomycetes, Saccharomycetales, Saccharomycetaceae. The transcript has a single exon. The record is from RefSeq and is a predicted model, not a curated record. Bases 1 to 663 code for a protein of 220 amino acids.